UGUGUGUGUGUGUGUCUCACUUUGGAGUUGGAUAAAGCAAACAGGAGCCAGAGGUACAACAGGACGAACAAGCGGGAGGAGGGGGAGGAGGUGCCGGAGGUCCGUGUGUGCGUUUCUCCUCUCGCACCGUCCGCCUGAGGAGCCUUGCAGCUGAUGGUGUCAUUGCGACAGCACUCAGUGAGGGAACUGUGCGAGCGUGUCAGUGUGUGCGCGUGUGAGUUUUAGAUAUCAACAGCUGAGGGUCUCGUCCCAGGUGGAUUUGGAAUAAAUCUGGAAUCUUUUAUCCAGAAGAGUUUCUCGCCGGUGUCUGUUGCACCCUCUUUUCCCCCCCUCUCUCUCCUCUCCUCUUCCUCCUCGGGUGCAGACAUCUGUGCCGGGGCUCUGUUUGCUCGGUGGAGGGACUGCUGCCCUGCUCUGCUCUCUUUUACUACCUCCUCCAGCUUCCAGCCGGCUUUUCUAGAGCCGUGCUGGGAGUACGAUUGGCGGUCUUGUUUGCUGCCUCCCCCAGAGAAGAAACAUAUGGUUGUCGGUUUAAGUUGACUCCAUCCAUCCAUCCAUCCAUCCAUCCAUCCAUCCAUCCAUCCAUCCAUCCAUCCAUCCAUACUCAAACAUCUCUCUACAACGCUCUCCAGCUCCUCCUUGGAAAUUCCAAGAAGUCAUCAGAUCCUGCUGAGCCUGCUGUUGACUGCACAGUCUUGAGUUUUCACGCCCAUCAGACGCCUGCUCAUCAUCGGCGGAUCUUCUUCAGCAGAGCCAUGUUGGCUCCAUUUGUUUAGAGGCUAAACUGCCCCCAGCUGCUGCACCGAA
Molecule: messenger RNA, 807 nt
Organism: Menidia menidia (Atlantic silverside)
Lineage: Eukaryota; Metazoa; Chordata; Actinopteri; Atheriniformes; Atherinopsidae
Source: the annotation of a GenBank genome assembly